Messenger RNA from Protopolystoma xenopodis, 627 nucleotides. The record is from the annotation of a GenBank genome assembly. Lineage: Eukaryota; Metazoa; Platyhelminthes; Monogenea; Polystomatidea; Polystomatidae.
AUGAUCUGCUUACUUGUGGGGCCCAGCGGACAGGAUGAGAGCCCAAAAUGUUCACUGAUUUCCGUCAGGAGUUGUGCAUGUCCACCACCUUACGUUGGAAGGAACGACCACAAAAUGGUUGCCUGCGGUUUGAAAGUAAAUGAAACUGGAGAAAUAGUUUAUGGAUUGCCCGUUGACCGGAACAACCAGCCAGUGUCACGUCUGCUGGAUGCCGUGGUCGAGGCCCCCGCAACGCCUUGCCUACCCACCGACUGUCAGCCACUGUACAAAUGGUGUGAAUGGGGUGUAUGGACAGCCUGGAGUCGAGUUUGUGGAGAGAAGGCGUAUCAACAGAGACGCAGAUACCGUGGCUGCUGCGAAUUGGCGCAGUGGAAGCCCGAGUUGAUUGCACACGCGUGUUCUAGUCACCUUAAUUUGUACCCCAGACCCAAAUUGCCAGGCAAGGCUUUGGAGAGACAAACCCGGGAAACCACAAAGAGCUGCACGAACUUGUCCCAACUAUUGGCCAGUGUAGAGGGCAAAGGCGAUGAUGAUGUGGAGAAAGCCCUUUUAGGGUUAGCUGUAAUUAGUCUUGUGACCCUGAUUGUCUCGCUUGUUCUUGUCGUCUAUUAUGUAAGGCUUGAGUGA